UCUGUUAAGGGAGAAUCUAUUCUAUUUAUUUUAUUAAAUUUAAGUCUAAAAUGGUUGUAUCAUUUUUAUUGGGCUCAAUUUUAGACGAAUUUAUGAAAAAAUGUGAAGAACGGAAUUUGGAAGUCGACGAGAAAUUUGCCUACAAUUAUCUACAUUUGUUGGCACGUGACUCACGUGAUGGACUGCCUAUGCGCAAGCUGACAUCUUGUGACAUAGCUUAUUUCAUAGAGGGGGCCUUGAGGAUACUUGAAAAUCCUUUAGAUCCGACAGGUUGUACUUUUAAGAUGGUAUACUCCGUCAACAAUUGCAAGGAACUGGAAAACGAGUUUUUAACUGAAAAAUAUGAGAAGGAAUUUGAACAAAAAUUGCAAUUUUUCCUGCAUGAUAUUCUGCAGUAUCCAGAAAACAGCAAUAAGAAGCAAAUUGAGGAACUUUUCCAUAAAAUGAUCAUUUUUACAAUAAUAAAUUUUACGAUGGGCGAUCCUAAAGAUUCUGUGCUCUUGAGAAACGGUAAGCAAGCGUUAAGCAGUGUCAUUGGUGCCGAUGACUUAAAAACUUACAUACACAAAAAACGCUACAAUCGCGUGGCUUAUUUGAAACGCUUAAGUGAAACUGUGUGUGGUAUUAUGUUGUAUACUGCAUUAGGUCCAAGCAAUAACCAUGAAGGAAUACGAGAUUUGAUUGGUGAUCUUGAAAUGGCAAAAAAUAAUACAAAAAAAUCUUUGAAGGAAGCGGAAGCAGAUGUUAUGAAACUAUCCGAAAUGUCCGUUGAUGGUAUAUCAAAAAUGAUUCAGCUAGAUUCCGAAAAACGCACUAUAAGUUGUACUUGGCCUAUGGAAAAACUUCGAUUAUUAAACAAAUAUACUGUAUUAUUUGAGGUGUAUACAAAAUUUUUGAAACAAGUAAUAGAAAAAUUUGAAAAAUGCGAGGUACAGAUUAAGUUUAAUAUCGAGAAGUUCACAUGUGUCAUAAAUAGGAUCAUAGAAUUACUGAAGUUUCGUACAGCAAUUAACAGAGAAGUUAUAUUUCCUCAUUUCAAUUACUUGUCCAAACUGUGGAAUAACUUAAAUUUUAACCUAAAUGUAUUAGUUGAAAUUAACAGAAUUAAAGAUAUAAUGGACGAAUAUAAUUCCGAAUCUAUACGCAAAAAUUUUUUAGAAAUACUUAAAACUAGCGUCAAAAAAAGUAUGCUAACAAAAUCACCAUUAGUUUAUACAUUUAAAGAAAAUCUUAAAGAAAUAGAACGAAGGGAACUCAAAACUAAUUUUAUGGCAAUACCGUCAAUAAUAGAGAAACACUGUUCUCUAACUAUAGCAUUAACUCAGGGGGUUCUAUUACCAGGUACCAUAAACAAGCAGAUAUGUGACAAUAUGAAGAUCAAGUUUGGUUUUUCUAAUCUUGGUCUAUCGAAAUUCGCGCAACGUCACUUUGAGGAGUUUAUACUUAAGUUGAAUAAUACGAUUUUUACAUCAAUCGAUCUAACAUUAUUAUACAAUUUAAUGGAUAUUAUUCUUAAACGGGAUCAUGAGAAUGAUGUCAAAGAUGAUCCUAAAUUUAAAAAUAUCGACACGCAAACUGAAAUGGUUAUAGUUAACGAUUUAAUACCAGCAAACAAAAACGAUUCCACUUUCAAUAAGUGGGAUCUUCAUCGUGAAACUAUUCAUUUGGCAAAUAUUAAGAAAUCACAAACGCAUUCCACACAAACAUCAAUUUCGUAUGGUCAACGUGAUUCCACAACUCAAACUUACCGUCCUAAGGAUAAUCCCUAAAUAUUAAUUCUUAACGAAAUAUAUUUCUUACGUACCUUUUGU
Molecule: messenger RNA, 1811 nt
Organism: Teleopsis dalmanni
Lineage: Eukaryota; Metazoa; Arthropoda; Insecta; Diptera; Diopsidae
Product: cilia- and flagella-associated protein 206-like
Exons: 5
Coding region: 51-1769 (572 amino acids)
Biological process (GO): regulation of cilium beat frequency
Cellular component (GO): ciliary basal body; axoneme
Source: RefSeq, a predicted model, not a curated record